Colletotrichum truncatum is the source of this 2010-nucleotide messenger RNA. RefSeq lists its product as uncharacterized. Lineage: Eukaryota; Fungi; Ascomycota; Sordariomycetes; Glomerellales; Glomerellaceae. The record is from RefSeq and is a predicted model, not a curated record.
AUGUCUUCCAAACCCAACACCGACACUGCCGAAAUUCCCUUGGCCGCCGGCGAGUUCCGCGUCAUCGUCGUUGGAGCGGGCAUAGCUGGUCUCACGGCAUCGCACUGUCUUCAGAAGGCCGGUAUCAAACAUGUAGUGUUAGAGCGGCGCACCGAGGUUGACCCUCCGGAGGGGGCGAGUUUCGCUAUUUAUCCACACGGAGCCCGCAUCUUGCAUCAACUGGGAUGUCUGGAAGCCGUCGAGGCGGCCUGCAAGCCAUGUCUACGCUACUACUCUCGAGGUCCAAACGGCCGAACACAGUCCGACAAUGGCUUCUUCAACCAUGUCAAGCACAAUCACGGCUACGACAUCUUGCUACUCGAGCGACGUCGGUUGCUGCGCAUCCUGUACGAUUGCUUGCCCGAUAAAUCACCCAUUCGGACUGGAAGCGAUGUUAAAAAAGUGACACAGACAGCCGACGGCGUCGAAGUAGUGCUUGGUGACGGAUCCUCGGAGAAGGGCCACAUCAUAUUGGGCUGUGACGGUGUGUACAGCCGUGUCAGGAACUUCAUGUGGGAGAAUGCCAAAAUCUUAAAUCCGAGUAGCGUCAUUGACGCGGAAAAGAAGCGCAUCCAGACGCACUGGAAGUGUCUCGUGGGCACCGGCCCCCCCGAAGCCGGGCUGGGAGAGCGAGACAUGACGUCUACAUCGGACCGGCGCUUCUCGUUUCUCGCGCUGACCCAACCCGACCGCGCGUUCUGGUUCGUCUUCUUCAAGCUGGACAAGCCCGUGGUUUGGCCUCAACGCGUCAGCUACGAUGAGAAUAACGCCGAGGAGCUAGCACAGUCUCUUGCCGACCAUCCUGUCUCGGAGACCGUCAACUUCGGUCGGCUGUGGCGACGUCGCCACCGGGGCGUGCUCAUUCCCCUUCAAGAAGGCAUCCUAGAGCACUGGUAUUCGGGCCGCGUGGUGCUGGCAGGUGAUGCAGUCCACAAAAUGACGCCUAACAUCGGCCUCGGCGGCAACACGGCUAUUGAGUCCGUUGCCGUGUUGUGCAACCACCUGAUACAGACACUGCAGGUGGCGGCAGACCAACAGAAGAUUAUGCAGCCUCCGACGCAGGAGGCUCUCGAGCGCUGCUUCCUGGCCUAUCAGACCGAGCAUCGCUCCAGGGUCGAAGAAGUUGUGCGAUUCUCGCGGCUCAUUACCCGCAUUCAGGCUUGGGAUUCGUUUCCGAUGCGGUGCCUUGCCGAAUGGAUCAUGCCCGUGUUGCCGGACCGCGCUUUGGCCAAAAUUGUGAGUCGCGUUGUCCGCGCCGCGCCGAAGUUGAAUUAUGUCGCUAUUGACCAAGUCCCGAGCGGAGCAGUGGAAUGGAUGGACGCGAGGCCGACACAAACGACACAGUGGAUUUUGUGGUUGUCAUUGGCUGUGAGUGUAAUUUUCGUUGCUUCGGUGAUUGUGCCCCGGCCACAGGACAAUUUACGCUGCACUGCUUCGUUGCCUAUCAUGAUUCAGAUUCCAUCUGGUUUUCCCACCCUCCAGCCAGCGUUGAUCACUAAAGUCAACAUUGGUGACUUGAAUGACAUAGGUGUUAUCCAUAACGGGUCUAGAUUGAUGCACUUUGCAACUCCGACAGGCACCAUUGAGACAGUGCCCGGAUUUGAACCCGCUUUCAAGGCGGAAGUCAACUUUGGAGCCGACUGGCUGUCAUUUGACCCAGAUGGUGCCCACGGUCGGAUCGAUUUGAGGGGCAUCGCUAAAACUGAGGAGGGCCACUCGAUCGACUUCCGUUACCAAGGUAUUAUUGAGAUGGCCCCGGAAGUCAAGAAGAUCUUUGACAUGCAGCCCGACGCCGUGACGGUGCCUUUUGGAUUUGCCACCGGACAGCAUCAGUUCCUUGUUGCCGACCCGGCGCUCAAGAAGCUGGAACACAGCGUGUUUGUCAGCAAUGGACGCAUUCUCGUUCAUGAGAAGGGUUUGACGGUGGAGACAAGACAGUCGCUGGUUAUUGCCGCGACUGACAUGGACUGA